Messenger RNA from Perognathus longimembris pacificus (Pacific pocket mouse), 4352 nucleotides. RefSeq names its product phosphatidylinositol 4-kinase type 2 beta (gene Pi4k2b). The transcript is spliced from 10 exons. Gene Ontology annotation, biological process: Golgi organization; phosphatidylinositol phosphate biosynthetic process; endosome organization. Gene Ontology annotation, molecular function: 1-phosphatidylinositol 4-kinase activity. The coding region runs from base 140 to 1600 and encodes 486 amino acids. NCBI's taxonomy places the organism in Eukaryota, Metazoa, Chordata, Mammalia, Rodentia, Heteromyidae. The record is from RefSeq and is a predicted model, not a curated record. Gene Ontology annotation, cellular component: plasma membrane; lysosomal membrane; trans-Golgi network.
GGCUGGCCGGCCUGUGAACGUGGUGAGGUGGCGUCGGGGCGCGGGGGCCGCUCCGCGGUGGCCCGCGAUGAGGAGAUCAGAACCGUCUACCUGGCCGCUCUGAUCCGGCCUGAGCGCGGGCGGCGCAGGAGGAUUCUCCAUGGCGGAGUUCCGCGAGUCGGGCCGGCGGGCGUCGGCGGGCGGCCGGGAGGAGGACGACGACGAGGAGCGGGAGCCGCUGCUGCCGCGCAUCGCCUGGGCCGGGCCGCGGAGAGGCGCGCCGGGGAGCGCCGUGCGGCUGCUGGAGGCCGCGGGAGACGAAGGCGUGGCUGUCCUCCGCGAGGCGGGCGACGGGGACUCGCCGGCCCCUCCCGGAGACGCGUCCCGCCGCCUGUCCCGGGACCUCGGGGCGUCGGGGAGCUCGACCGCCGACUGGGAGCGGAACCGCCUCGCGACCUCAGAGAUGAAUUCAUUCUUGGAUGAUCCAGAAUUUGCUGAUAUUGUACUGAGAGCAGAGCAAGCAAUCGAAAUUGGAGUUUUUCCACAAAGAAUCACUCAAGGGUCAAGUGGAAGUUACUUUGUGAAGGAUCCUAAGAGGAAAAUUAUUGGUGUGUUUAAGCCCAAAUCAGAAGAACCUUAUGGUCAACUGAAUCCAAAAUGGACCAAAUAUGUUCAUAAGAUCUGCUGCCCUUGCUGCUUCGGCAGAGGCUGCCUGCUUCCUAACCAGGGAUACCUUUCUGAAGCUGGUGCCUCCCUGGUGGAUGAGAAGCUUCACCUGGGCAUUGUCCCUAAAACAAAGGUGGUCUGGCUUGUCAGUGAGACCUUUAACUACAGUGCAAUUGACCGUGCAAAAUCAAAAGGCAAAAAGUAUGCCUUAGAGAAAGUGCCAAAAGUAGGUAGAAAGUUCCAUCGGAUAGGACUCCCUCCUAAGAUUGGUUCCUUUCAGUUAUUUGUUGAAGGUUACAAGGAGGCUGAAUAUUGGCUUAGGAAAUUUGAAGCUGAUCCUUUGCCUGAGAAUAUUAGAAAACAAUUUCAGUCACAAUUUGAAAGAUUAGUUAUUUUGGAUUACAUCAUCAGAAAUACAGACAGGGGAAAUGACAACUGGUUAGUCAGAUAUGAAAAGGAGAAAUGUGGAAAGGAAAUGGACGGUCAGGAAGCAAACUGGAUUGAUGAUAAAGAACUGCUUAUUAAAAUAGCUGCAAUUGAUAAUGGCCUUGCAUUUCCUUUUAAACAUCCUGAUGAAUGGAGGGCAUAUCCAUUUUACUGGGCUUGGCUUCCUCAAGCCAAAGUUCCUUUUUCUGAAGAAAUAAGAAACUUGAUUCUACCCUAUAUUUCUGACAUGAACUUUGUGCAAGAUUUGUGUGAAGAUCUUUAUGAACUUUUUAAGACUGAUAGAGGAUUUGACAAAGCCACAUUUGAAAGUCAGAUGUCUGUGAUGCGGGGCCAGAUCUUAAAUCUUACCCAGGCCCUGAGAGAUGGGAAGAGCCCUGUCCAGCUGGUCCAGAUGCCUUGUGUGAUCGUGGAGCGCAGCCAAGGUGGCGGUCAAGGGCGGAUUGUCCACCUGAGCAGCUCCUUCACCCAGACCGUCCAUUGCAGGAAGCCAUUUUUUUCCACCUGGUAGUGGAUGUGAGAGGACAAGUGUAGGCAUCAUUGUGAUAUGAAAGCAUCACAGUAAUGUAAACCUGCUGGUAAGAACACACCAGUUGCCAAAAACCUCGAAAAAGUCAAGUCUUUCAAAAGUCAUAUUUUUUUAAUGUAAUCAAGUUUACAGUUUUUUUGUCCAAAUAUUAAAUUUCUAUUUCAGGGAAGAAGUGACAUAUAUUGUAUUUUUAUAGAAAAUUUGUAUCUUACAUUGUUGUUUGUUUAAAAAGGUAAUUUCAUGGUUUAUACAUGUGAGCAUGACUGUAAUUAUUCUAGAACUCCAAGGAGAAAAACAUAUCUGUUGACCUUUGAAUACUUUUUAGACAUGGAGAAGAACAUUCAUGUGAGCUAGUUGUAUUUCAUUCCUGCAGGACUGUGAGAAGAGCCAAGCCCCGGAGCCUGCUAGGAAGACAUAGAAGUCAGUAGAUACACAGAACAAAGGAAUGUUGCCUUUAUCCUAAUGCUGCUAUUUUAGAACUGGAAUUAGUGUCCUUGACAUAAUUAUUAGGGACCUCAAAGUCUUAUUUUGGCUAAGUGAUAGAUGACCAUUUUCUUCUUUUGCAUUUUAUUUAGUAAGAAAAAAAAAGAUAUUCCCCUUCUUAAAAAAACAAAAAAAGAAACAGAACAUUCUACUGAGACUUGAGGGAAGUAAUAUAAAAUUAAGGUUGCUGAUCUCCAGUAUUUUGAAAUUCUAAAAUAUCUUUUAACAUUUCCUUUUUGUGUCACCGUAUCUUCAAUAGGAUCAAGUAAUUGAUCAAUUCAUAUUUCAGAGUGUUGUUCAGUUUAAUACUUUAGUUAGUAUACACUUCACUGAAAAGUAAAUCAUACCCCAAAGUAUAUGUUGGGUUUCAUUCUGGGGUUAAUAGGUCAUGAAUUUCUUCAAAAUAAUACUACUUGAAAUUAUUGGUGAUACUAUAAUUAGAUUACUCUGUUUUAGAUUAUUAUUUCCAAUUAAAGAAGAACCUGACAGCAGUAGCCAUCGAAUCAUUUGCAUUUAAUAUUGAAACUUUGUGCUAUAAUUUGAAUAUGAGUUUGCCUCACAUUCUGGGAAUUGGGACUAACACUGUUUAAUACCACGUGAUUGAAAUGGAUCGGAGCUUGGAAAGAAGAAAAACGUCGAUCUCUUCUUCAGACUUAGAACCACCUAACUGGGCCAUGAAUAGUCUUGGCCUUUUGUGUCUUAAGCUUAGUGUCAGAUAAUUCACUAUUUCAAUGAGUUACUUUUGUAUGAAAGUAUAGGCAGGGUGGUUAAGUUAGGUGGGAAUGAGCUGGGGUCUCUUCCUCUUCCUCUUGGGCAUGGUGACCCAGGACACUGCCACCUACAGGGAGUUAGGAGUAAUUGCUGCUAGCUCCUCUCGCCCUUCAUUAGCUCUAUUUUGAGAUAAUGGAAAAUGGACUGGAAAAUCAAAACUCAAACUACUAUCCUUAGGUAACUACUAGUAAUUAAAAUGUGCCUUUUUGGAGAUCUAAAAAGAGAUGAGUUGCUGUGGUGUGGGUGUGGCUUUCAGUUUUUAAAAUUUCAGUAUUUUGAGAAAUAUUAUACUACUUUUUAUAAUAGAAAACCUAGUAAAUUGCCAUUUUCUAUGCUAAAAUUAAAAUUGUGUGAAAAUAUUUUUAAAUGUCUGACCAUACUAGAAUGGUACUAUUGACAUUUUUUAAAGAUAAGAUUGGAAGUCAGUACAGUAGCUAUGUUUUGUAAAUUUCUAUGAGUUUAAUUCUUAUUUAAAUAUUGUGGCUUCUUCAAUGAGCAUAUUUAUAUUGUCAAACAUGGUAGACAAAAGGUAAUAAAAAUCAUUGUUUUGAGGCUAGAUUUCUCCUGCAUGUGUAUACUUAAAAUUAGAAUGUUUGUGAUAAUGCUUGAGUUUAUAAAUGAUGACAGACCACAUUUUCCCAUGUUAGUAGUAUAGUUUAACUCUUUCUAAUUCCAAAUGGUAUAUUUAACUAGAACUUUUUCAAUUGGAGACAUUUUAAUUUUAUUUUGUUACGUGUUGCCUUAUUACAUCCCAAAUUUGCCAGCAGUUGACAUCUUUGGAGAAAUGGAUUUUUAGACUUGAAAAAGAUUGAUUCAUAGUGUCUGUGUGUGUGUGUGUGUGUGUGUGUGUGUGUGUGUGUGUUUGUUGCUAGAGAUUGAAGGUGGAGCCUUGUAAAUGCUAGAUAAGUGCUCUAUCACUAAGCCACAUACACCCUGGUCCCAAUUUAAAAAUAUUUAAAACAACUGUAUUCAUAGUUAAAACCUUAUUAAAAACCAAUGGUGACAUGUUACUUGGUUGAGUUAUGUUGUAAAUCCCUGCACAGCUAUGUAAAGACAAAGGCAGCUCAGAGGUGUUUCUAUCUAUCUGCCUGCGGUCACCAGGUUGUUUGGGCAGCUGUGCAGUCUUGAGGCAGAUAUUCACAGCACUCUCCUACCCUUCAGAGCCCUACCUGCAGUUAGCAUGGGGCCACGUGGAGCAAAACAUAUCUAGAGACAAGUGAUACAUGAUAUUCCCAAAGCUGGCAGUAAAAUUCCUAGCCAUGAUUGACCUUACUCUUGUCCUCCUGUAGCUAUAAACAAAGACAUUUGUCAGGUGGAAGCAGCCGGGGCCCAGGAGUCGCUGCUGGAGGAAGCCACCAGAAGAACCUCCUGACCCAUACAGUGAUGUGACCUCAGCAAGAAAGAAAUGCUAGACAGGUACUAGUGGCUCACACCUGUCACCCCAGCUACUCAGGAGGCUGAGAUCUGAGGAUCCAUGGUU